AGUGGCCAGCUAGGCGAGCGGCCGGCGCGGGCCCCUGGCGGGCGGGCGGCGUACCCCAUGCCCGAGACCCGAACCUGAGCACCGAGGGUUCGAGUCCCGCCCCCGCCCGGGGCGGAGCCGGCGAGCGGCCUCGCGGCGUUGCAGCCGCCCUCUGAGCGCCUGCCUCCCUUGUGCCAGGCCCAGGACGGGGCGGCGGAGGCGGUCCUCGUGGGUGUCCCCAGUCCGGGCAGCGGACGGACCAGACGAUGAGUGAGAAGCUCGACAACGAAGGCCCUGGGCCCAUGGAGGGCUGCGGCCAAGACAGCAGCAGUGCCCAGGGUAGCCCUGCAGCCCUAGCCCCCCAGGAGGAAGACAAGGAGGAGGAAGGGGGGGCUGGGGCGGCUGCAGAGUCCGUGCCUCAGCCUGGGCUCUACAGCUACAUCAGGGACGACCUGUUUACCUCGGAGAUCUUCAAGUUGGAGCUGCAGAACGUGCCCCGCCAUGCCAGCUUCAGUGAUGUCCGCCGCUUCCUGGGCCGCUUUGGCCUGCAGCCUCAUAAGACCAAACUCUUUGGGCAACCUCCCUGCGCCUUUGUGACAUUCCGCAGUGCUGCUGAGCGGGACAAGGCUUUGCGUGUGCUGCACGGUGCCCUCUGGAAGGGCCGCCCACUCAGCGUGCGCCUGGCCAGGCCCAAGGCUGAUCCUAUGGCCAGGAAGAGGCGGCGUGAGGAUGAGGGUGAGCCGACAGCCACAUGCAUCGCAGAUGUAGUGACACCUCUUUGGACCGUGCCCUAUGCUGAGCAGCUGGAGCGGAAGCGGCUGGAGUGUGAGCAGGUGCUACAGAAGCUCGCCAAGGAAAUUGGGAGCACCAACCGCGCCCUGCUGCCCUGGCUACUCUCGCAGAGACACAAGCACAACAAGGCCUGCUGCCCGCUGGAGGGGGUUAGGCCAUCACCCCAGCAGACCGAAUAUCGUAAUAAGUGUGAGUUUCUGGUCGGCAUUGGGGUGGACGGGGAGGACAACACAGUCGGCUGUCGGCUUGGCAAGUACAAGGGCGGGACGUGUGCUGUGGCAGCCCCCUUUGACACCGUGCACAUCCCUGGGGCCACCAAGCAGGUGGUGAAGGCCUUCCAGGAGUUCAUCCGGUCCACUCCAUAUCCGGCGUACAACCCGGAGACGUACUCAGGCCACUGGAAGCAGCUGACUGUGCGCACCAGCCGCCGUGGCCAAGCCAUGGCCAUUGUCUACUUCCACCCCCAGAAACUGGGCCCUGAGGAACUGGCUGGGCUGAAGGCCUCCUUGGCGCAGCACUUCAUGGCGGGGCCAGGCAAGGCCACUGGGGUGACCUGCCUCUACUUUGUAGAGGAGGGACAGCGAAAGACUCCCAGCCAGGAGGGCCUGCCCCUGGAGCACGUGGCUGGAGACCGGUGCAUCCACGAGGACCUGCUGGGGUUGACUUUCCGGAUCUCUCCUCACGCCUUCUUCCAGGUAAACACUCUGGCGGCCGAAGUGCUCUACACAGUCAUCCAGGACUGGGCCCAGCUGGACACAGGGAGCACAGUGCUGGAUGUGUGCUGCGGCACUGGCACCAUCGGCCUGGCGCUGGCCCCGAGGGUGAAGAGAGUCGUGGGGAUUGAGCUGUGCCAGGAGGCCGUGGAAGAUGCCCGGGUGAACGCCCGAAACAAUGAGUUGAACAAUGUGGAGUUCCACUGUGGGAGAGCCGAGGACCUGGUGCCCGCUUUGGUGAGCAGACUAGCCUCCCAGCAGCUCGUUGCCAUCCUGGACCCACCCCGUGCUGGCCUGCAUUCCAAAGUGAUUCUGGCAGUCCGAAAAGCUGAGAACCUCAAGCGGCUCCUGUAUGUCUCUUGCAACCCCCGGGCAGCUAUGGGCAACUUUGUAGACCUCUGCAGGGCCCCAUCUAACCGGGUGAAGGGCAGCCCCUUCCGGCCUGUUAAGGCUGUGGCUGUGGACCUGUUCCCGCAAACCCCGCACUGUGAGAUGCUCCUCCUGUUUGAGAGGGUGGAGCACCCCAAUGGCGCAGGGGCCCUGGCACCCCAGGACCCUCCAGCCCAGCCCCCACCAGAGCCCCCAGAGGAUACCUUACAAGAAACCGGGGCUGCUGCCUCUUGUUAGGUCCCUGGAGGACUGGAAACUUGCCCUUUCAGAAUGGGGCCAUCUUCAUCACCCGGGCAGCAGCCAAGGGGUUCCCCAAGUCCUUGCCUUGCCUCGCCUUGCCUCAGGACGCUCAGGCAGCACCUAGAGGGCACAAGACUUGGCUGACCCACUCAAGGUCCAUCUGUCCCUGUGACCCUAGGCUCCUGUAGCGUGUCCCCUACCACUCCCCGCCACACCUCCAGUUCUUUUUGGGUUAGCUGGGAUAUAGUGCUAGAAUAAAUAGUUGCUGAACUACAGCUGUU
Neomonachus schauinslandi (Hawaiian monk seal) is the source of this 2395-nucleotide messenger RNA. It is a transcript of the gene TRMT2A, whose product is annotated as tRNA methyltransferase 2 homolog A. Lineage: Eukaryota; Metazoa; Chordata; Mammalia; Carnivora; Phocidae. Gene Ontology annotation, molecular function: RNA methyltransferase activity; RNA binding. The record is from RefSeq and is a predicted model, not a curated record. Bases 246 to 2111 code for a protein of 621 amino acids. Gene Ontology annotation, biological process: RNA processing. The transcript has 12 exons.